Molecule: messenger RNA, 576 nt
Organism: Rotaria sp. Silwood1
Lineage: Eukaryota; Metazoa; Rotifera; Eurotatoria; Philodinida; Philodinidae
Source: the annotation of a GenBank genome assembly
AUGGCGACUAAACUAAAUACUUUACAAGAAAAUUCAACUAUUCGAUUUACACUAAUUAAUGGCAAUUUACCAGUUGCAGUGCAAGUGUUUACUGUUUUGAAUGAUGAAGAAUAUUCAAUAGAAUUUCAUUGUGAGCAUGAAAUCACAAUUGAACGUAUGUGUCAGGUUGCAUGUAAACUGUUAAAUGUGAAUAAUGGAUUUUAUCAAUUGACGAUGGAUGAUGUUAUUUUGGAUGAUAAUGAAAUGUCACUGGAUGCGAUCGAUUCAGAUUCAACCAAUAUUCAAUUACGUUUAGUUUGCAAGGCUGUUAUCAAUAGUUUAAUAACAUAUGAAAAUAAAACAAUUACAUUACCGUGUAAUAAAGAAACACUUGUUUCAAUCGUAUUAGACCAAGUUUGUUCAGCAUUUUGUAUUACAAAAGAAGAUACUUACGUCUAUGAAUUAUAUGCAUUGGAUGCUGAUCAAGCACAAAUUGACUCGUCUAUGACCGUCGAUGAUAUAUGUCGCUUUUUUCCUGCAAUGCAAACAGCAAUACCAUUGUUAAUGAAGAAUAAAAAAAUACUGAAGAAACACUAA